UCACGGCGCACAUUUGUCGAGCAAGAGCUUGUCCAGUAAGAAAAAUGGCCGAGGAUGAGAAGUUUUUCUUCUCGAAGACUGUGCAACAUUUGGCCAGAUCUUUAGCAGGAAUUACACCUACGCCAUGGGAAAAGGUCAAUGUACUCUACAAACGUUGCCCACAGGAAAGUGCAGGCGUUUUUCGCCUAGAUCAAAGAGCGCAAGAUGCGACAAUUGCCCUCGGAAUUUAUUUUCUCGAAUCAGGAUUGCAGAAUCGCGAUCGAAUUUUACCUUAUCUGUUACGGCUUCUGCGUGGUCUUCCUAAAGCCGUAUGGCUGGACGAAAUCAUUUAUAAUGCAACAGAACGAGUACCUGUUGCUGAACGCUUUAGCUUCUGCCUAAAUACGCUGUUGAGCGAUGUUGCUGCAAGAUGUGAAUUCGCUCGCGAAGAAAUUAUCGCCAUCCAAGUUGAAAUACUCGCUGUACUGACCAACCUCAUACGAGGCAGCAAUGAUCAGAGUAAUAGUAGAGGACUGCAAGCCAAAAUAUCUUUAUGCAAGUGUAUUGUGCCGAUACUAAUUGGGUUAGCACGCUCGAUGGGAAGAUUCACAUAUGUCGAUCCUCCAUUACUUUGUCGCUUAUUCCCACGACCGAAACCGCCCGUCGGUGUUUCCAUAUGUGAUCGAAGCAUCUUAGUAGACAAAAAACAGCAUUGUUUCUCUAAUUUCCGGCCGAUCAUACCACGUUCACUAAGUGGUAAUUUAAAUCUUCAUCUGCUCGCCGAUAGUGCCUCAGUUUCAUUAUCGAUCAACGACUACGAUAAUUCAACGAUUAAUCGACCCUCACUGCAAUCUUAUUCUUCAGUGCCAUUCGAUCCAAGCAAUUUCUUUUUCCACAAGUAUGGCUCCAGUUUUAAUCAAUUUCCACAAGUCCGACAAAGUGAAAGUCCCGAUAGAAAGUCUAGUAUACAAUUCAGCGUAGUACAUCUGAAAAGCGUCCUAGCAUUGGCUAAGAAACUCCUUACAAAAGAUACACUUGCAUUUCUUGAUGAGGAGGCACAGCUGGUAUAUAACUCUGGCAUGGUACAAAUUUUUCCGUAUAAGUCAUUCAGUGAAACAAUGAACUUAGUCAUAGUGGCACUUCUACGUGAGCUGCUGCAAGGCCAAAGGGAUUUGCCAGCUCCAUUUACCCGAGAUGUACAAGAAUUCAUGAAGGGUCUGUUUCUCUCUGGACAAACAGAACUGCAAUCAAGACAACAACAUGAUGUAAGCGAACGUGAGGAUAUGGACACGGAUUGCAAAACAGUUAAUAGAUUUAAAAUGAACGUAAUGGCUAAUUCUGCUUGUGUGGAUAUUCUAGUCUGGGCUAUCGGCGACGAAACUGGAGCUGAUAGCCUCUGCAGCCGUCUCACGGAGAAGAUUUAUUCAAAUUAUAGUCAUAAGUUAGUUCUCGCACAUAUGCCAUUAUUAAUGGUGUGCCUCGAUGGUUUGGGAAAACUUGCUCAGAAGUUUCCCAACAUUGCAAGCACCUCGAUUUAUAAUUUACGAGAUUUUCUUGUAACCCCUUCACCAAUCCUCCUCAAACUUCAUCGGCAAUGUAGCGAACGAUUGACGAAAAAUCAGUUCAAAGUAACACUACAAGAUAAGGAGGUGCGAGAAAGUGAUACGAAACAUACUGCUUCUUUAACGGAAAUGGCCUUUGAAACUUUGAGAGACUCGGCCAUUAGAAAUCUUUGUGUUGCUUUAGAAGCUGCACAUUCUGUAGAUCCAGAUUGUGUGCCUGCAUUAGUUGCAAGUGUGUCAAACAGACUGUUCACUGCUGAAAAGAACGACAGUGAAAAUGAUGAACGGCUGACAAAUGAGCUGAUUUCUACGAACAUCGUAAUUAUGCUAGGACACGUAGCAGUUGGCUUGAAAGAUAAGCCAAAGACAACGCGAACGAUAUUGCAAUUUUUUCAACAACGUUUCUGUCGAAAACAGAGUUCUUUGGACGCACUUAUUGUCAAUCAACUGGGUUGCAUGCUUAUUGCGAAAUGUGGAACUGGAGAAGGAAGCGAAAGAGAAUCAGUUUCCCAAGUUUACGAGGAAAUAAUGCGAAUGUUCUGGAUGCCACUCGUGCCAACAGAUGACCGUCAAAAAUAUUUGCACGUCUCUUCUGCAGUUACUAACGCUCUCGCUAACAUAGCUGCUAACAUGCUGGGAGAAUCUGAAUUAGAUGAUUUACUCCUUCGUCUUUUGGAACUCUUCGUGCAGUUGGGUCUUGAACCUAAAAGAGCUAGUGAUAAGUCUUCGAAUAAUGUAACAGCACCAACAAAAACGUCAAAUAGUGCUGGCGGUAUGGGCGUUCUAAUACCAGUAAUAGCAAUUUUAGUUCGUCGUUUACCUCCCAUUCGAAACCCUCGUCCUAGAAUGUUGAAGAUUUUCAAGGAUUUCUGGUUGUACUGUGUCGUUAUGGGAUUUGUAUCAGACUCCUCAAGCAGAAUAUGGCCUCGUGACUGGUACGAAGGUAUUAAGGAAAUCGCUGUAAAAUCGCCCUAUCUUGUAUUCCAAAUCAGCUCGCGAGUCGAGAUGCGUGAACUUCAAUUUACUUCCGUCGUCAGAAAUGAUAGCGUUUCACAGAACGAGCUCCAGGAAUUACGAAACCAAAUACUCAAGAUGAGCAGCAGAUCAAGCGAUGUUACUCCUUACGUUGCCAAACUACAGUUUGCUCAGUGCACCUACUUAUUAUCCGUUUACUGGCUAGAAACACUGAGAGUGGAAAAUAGUCAUGAACCAAGUUUACAGCCAAUUAUGGAGUAUCUCAGUGAUACUGCAUUAUUGAAAGAUAAAAGUGGUAUGUGGCAGUGCAUUUGCAGCGUUGGUGAUGCUGUUUUUAUCAAAUUUAAGGACGUCAUGCAGCGAAAACCGAAAGAUGAAAAACGCGAACAGCAAUUGGAGAAUCACGCCAAAUUUCUUUUAGUCUAUUUUAAUCAUAUUCAUAAGCAAAUUAGACGAGUCGCUGAUAAAUACCUGAGUGCACUGGUGGACGCAUUCCCACAUCUUCUUUGGAAUUGUAAGGUCCUAUGGACUAUGCUGGACAUUUUACUGGUCCUAUCUUAUUCUCUUCACCUUGAUCCUAAUGAGGAAACACCUGAGUUGCAAAUACCUGGUACACCUUAUAGUAUUCAACUGAUAGAAACUGUCGACGCAAGAGAAAUUAUUGUAAAGGAUUUUACUGCAAGGUGUAAAGAAAUUGUUCAGGAAGCAAUGAAAUGGGCGCCUCAGGCUACUCGUUCGCAUUUACAAGAAUAUAUCAAUCGUAUUCCUUCCGCUGGAACGUGGCCUUAUGCUGGUUAUGCGAUAGCUGCUGAUUCUAUACUUGAAUUUGUUGACUUGGCACUUCCUACGACAAAUUCCGCAAUUACUAAUUCCAUGGAUAAACGAUCUCGAGCGAAGGGUGCAAGUUCCUGGCUUCUUUCGAUGAUGUCGACGCGCUCUUGGUACGCCGGCGAAGUUGCAGGAAUGCUUAAUCUUGCUCGGAGUGAAUCGCCAUCUUCAGAAAACAUAAAUGAAGCAAGUCGAAAUGCAGUUGCCGAUCGACUGAUCGAUGCAGUUUCGCGGGCUUGUCACGAACGAAAUGAUAAACAGCACCGAGGUGCUCUUUGGCGAGCCACCUCCCUUCUGAUUUCUGUUCCAGGAACACAUAGACCUUUAUUGCAUACAGUUGCCUGGUCGCACGUCGAACUAUUCACUGAUACCGCAAUGUCCACGGCAAUUGAUUGCUGGCAAUGGAUUUUUACGACGCGUCCAGAUCUGAAGCUGUGUUUCCUGCAGGAAAUGCUUUCAGCUUGGCAGUAUACUGUAGAUAAAAGAAUGGGUCUUUUUUCCCAGGAAGAGGAAGAGGUAAGCCCUCUUGCAGUGUUCGAAGGUUGUAAGCUUGGGCCGAAUCCACCUGAUGUGAAACCGCACGAACUCUGGAUUACUUUUGUACUAGAACUCAUAGAAACUGCGAAGUAUUGUUGCCAAGAAACUGUGGAGAUGAUCGCAAUGUUACUGCAUCGUUCGUUACCGAUGACGGUUGGUGCCCAAAGACACGAACCUCACUUAAAUCGUCACGUCGCAGCUGUAGGAGUACGAUUUAAACUUCUCUCCUGUGGGCUGAUCUUACUUCAAGGUGACACGCUGCCAAGGUCUUUAAGUAAAAACGUUUUACGUGAACGUGUGUACUGCAAUUGUUUGGAUUACUUCUGCCGUGAGCGUCAGAGUCCUACUCAGGAACCAGACCAACUUUUAGAAGAUAUCUUGACACUCAGACGCUUUUGGCAGGUGAUAAAAAGUGAUAAAAAGUAUUUGAUGAUGACGAAUGGCGAUGGAGAGUUCGAAAUUAUCAGACCUCAUAUGAGCACGUCUUCAAAUUAUGGAGGAACAAAUGACAUAAUCAGUUCUCCAACACUAGGUAGUUCCGAUAUAGGAAAGACUUCAGCUUCUGGGCGGAUAAACACAAUGCCCCUUUCUGCCAGCAGUAAUACUCUCAGUAAACGCAGCAAUCGCAGUAAGCGUGCUGUCACUGGGAACAUUUUCAUAAAGGAUUAUAUCAAAAAACGAAAUCUCAUCUUAGAACUUCUGGCUGUCGAAAUUGAAUUACUGCUGGUUUGGCGAAAUCCAGGUGACAGACCAGAUCUAGCGGUGCAAGGAGAGCAAAGUAUCGCGGAGUGGCGUUUGAAAGCAAUGAACGAACGUUGGCGCGAUUAUACUCGACUUGCCUGGGAUAUCAGUCCUGUUUUGGCAGUUUUCUUACCUGUUCGUUUAAAAAAUUCAGACACUAUUGUCAAGGAGGUUUGUCGACUUGUACGACUUCGUCCUGUUAGUGUGAUGCACGUCCCGGAAGCUUUGCAAUAUCUUGUAACCACCGACCUUUUAUUAAACGAUGCUCCAGAGUUGGUGUACAUGUUAACAUGGGCAAGGGUAUCACCGAUUCAAGCAUUGGCUUACUUUUCGAGACAAUUUCCACAUCAUCCGAUUUCGGCACAAUAUGCAGUUAGGGUUUUGGAAAGCUAUCCAGCAGAUGCUGUUUUAUUUUACAUACCUCAACUGGUCCAGGCAUUGAGACAUGAUUCGAUGGGCUACGUUACAGAGUUUAUCAAGACGAUUUCCAAACGAUCACAGGUGGUGGCACAUCAAUUAAUGUGGAAUAUGUACACGAACAUGUAUAUGGACGAGGAUAAACAAAUCAAAGACCCCGUCCUCUUCGAUACAUUAGAUUCACUGGUGAAGAGUCUUCUAGGCGCACUUUCAGGACCAGCAAAACAAUUUUAUGAGAGGGAAUUCGAUUUCUUUGAGAAAAUAACGAGCAUUUCGGGAGAAAUUAGGCCCUACCCGAAAGGCAUGGAAAGAAAACAAGCGUGUCUUCAUUGUUUAAGAGAGAUCAAGGUUCAGCCAGGGUGUUAUUUGCCUUCCAAUCCUGAAGCGAUGGUUAUUGAUAUCGAUUAUAAUAGCGGUACACCUAUGCAGAGCGCUGCCAAAGCACCGUUUCUUGCCCGUUUCAAGGUGCAACGGUAUGGAAUUAACGAAUUAGAAAACAUCGCAAUGGCUGUGUCUUCAAAUACAAAACUAGAAACGAACAUCCCAGGAAUUGAGUCAUGGCAAGCUGCGAUCUUUAAGGUUGGAGACGAUGUUAGACAGGAUAUGUUAGCUCUACAGGUGAUCAGCAUUUUCAAGAAUAUAUUCCAAAAAGUGGGACUCCACUUGUUCUUGUAUCCAUAUAGAGUUGUUGCUACCGCACCUGGUUGUGGUGUGAUAGAAUGCGUUCCAAAUGCGGAAUCGAGAGACCAACUCGGACGAAGGCAAGAUGGUGGAUUGUACGAGUACUUCAUAACUAAAUAUGGAGAUGAAACGACGAAAGAAUUCCAAAAUGUGCGACGCAAUUUCAUUAAGUCAAUGGCUGCUUAUAGCGUCAUUACUUAUCUUCUUCAGAUCAAAGAUCGCCACAACGGAAAUAUAAUGAUCGACAAUGAAGGCCACAUUAUUCACAUCGACUUUGGUUUCAUGUUCGAGAGUUCACCCGGUGGUAAUUUAGGUUUUGAACCUGAUAUCAAACUUACAGACGAAAUGGUUUUGGUCAUGGGUGGGAAAAUGGAGGCUGCACCCUUCAGGUGGUUCAUGGAACUUUGCGUACAAGCUUUCCUUGCUGUCAGGCCUUAUCAAGAAGCUAUAAUAUCUCUCGUCUCACUGAUGUUGGACACAGGAUUGCCUUGCUUCCGAGGUCAAACAAUUAAGUUACUGCGAACUCGAUUCGCGCCUAUGGCUACAGAUCGCGAAGCUGCAAUCUUUAUGCUCAACGUCAUUCGAAAUAGCUACGUCAAUUUCCGUACUAAAGCUUAUGAUAUGAUACAGUAUUACCAAAAUCAAAUUCCAUAUUAAACUGUAUUUAAAGGCGAAGUAAACCUUCUUUUUCAAGUAUUUUCCUUAACUGAAUCAAGCCAGAGGUUAAACAAUGUUCAAGAAUCACGUGUACGAUAAAUAUUGUCAUCAAGUUCAUGGUGUUAUACUGCGCAAUGUCAGUGCUGUAAUUUGUAAAAAUGCUAAUGGACGUUAUAAUAAUACUUAAUGAUUUACAAGUAAGUACGUCGUAUAUGUAUGUAUGUAUUUAUGUAUGUAUGUAUGUACUCAUUUAUAAUAAUUUUUAAGUAUUCAUGUGAAACUCUAAAAUCGUGCGUAGUCAGAUUCGAGUAUACAACCACAUUCCUUCACUUAAUUAUUAAUUUACGCAUUGUUGACGGUUACAGAAUGAAUUAAAAAACCCCCUCGUUUAAAA
Belonocnema kinseyi is the source of this 6771-nucleotide messenger RNA. RefSeq names its product phosphatidylinositol 4-kinase alpha (gene Pi4KIIIalpha). Gene Ontology annotation, biological process: phosphatidylinositol-mediated signaling; phosphatidylinositol phosphate biosynthetic process. Gene Ontology annotation, cellular component: plasma membrane; cytoplasm. The transcript is spliced from 22 exons. Gene Ontology annotation, molecular function: 1-phosphatidylinositol 4-kinase activity. NCBI's taxonomy places the organism in Eukaryota, Metazoa, Arthropoda, Insecta, Hymenoptera, Cynipidae. The record is from RefSeq and is a predicted model, not a curated record. The coding region runs from base 45 to 6377 and encodes 2110 amino acids.